This is a messenger RNA of Punica granatum (pomegranate), 1941 nucleotides long. Lineage: Eukaryota; Viridiplantae; Streptophyta; Magnoliopsida; Myrtales; Lythraceae. The record is from RefSeq and is a predicted model, not a curated record.
AUGAAUAUUGAUCACAAUACAGCUGAAUCCUCAGCUCCUCUUCUGGAGUUCUAUGGCGAUCCUCGAAAGGCAUCAAGUCAGCAAACCGAAGACUGCUUACGUAAGCAAGGAGACUCAGCUCGGCUCGCUCAUGAUCGGGCAGUCUGGAGAGCUUCGGUUUUAGAUGUUGUUCCCGGAGAUUUUCUUUCAUUUAUUUCUCUCAUGGGUAGUUCUUGGAGAUCUUCGGUUUAUAACCUUGCCGGAGACAUGUUAAGGACUGUGGAUUCGUGGAAGAAUGCAGUUUCGUAUAUCUUGCUCCGGCAGGUAGUGGAAGAGAUGAAGUUGUUGUACUCCAUUGCCUUCCCGAUGAUCAUCACCGGCCUUCUCCUCUAUGGCAAGUCAGCGAUAUCGAUGUUCUUCAUGGGUCAGAUUGGGAAAGACACAUUAGCAGGCGGGUCCCUCGCGAUCGGCAUAGCUAACAUUACCGGUAUCUCGGUGUUGUCGGGCCUCGCCAUGGGAAUGGAACCGAUCUCCUCCCAAGCGUGUGGAGCAAAGCAGUGGCCUCUGAUGGGCCAAACCCUACAACGCACCAUCACCAUCCUAGCCCUAGUUUGCGUGCCCAUCUCGAUCCUUUGGCUCUAUGUCGAGCCCAUCCUCCUUUUAUGUGGCCAAGACCCAACAAUCUCAUCCAUUGCCUCAGUCUAUUUAGCAUACUCUCUCCCUGACCUCUUCCUUCAAUCUCUCAUAAACCCGCUCAAAAUCUACCUCAGAACACAAAACAUAACCUUGCCGUUUAUGCUCGGGUCGGCCUUCGGCCUGUUAGUUCAUGCGCCCGUUAACUACAUCUUGGUCUACCAGACAAAGCUUGGCAUUCAUGGAAUCGCCAUUGCCGUCUCCUUAACUGACCUCACGGUCCUUGCCGUGGUGCUACUUUACGUGCACUUCUCGAGCACGUGCGCUAAAUCGUGGCAAGGCUGGUCAAUGGAGCAUUGCUUUCAGGAAUGGACCCAAAUCCUUUGCCUAGCUAUCCCCAGCUGCGUCUCAGUGUGCCUGGAAUGGUGGUGGUAUGAGCUCAUGAUUCUCCUCUCUGGCAUUCUAUCAUCGGAGUCUGUUGCGACCAUGGGCAUCCUGCUGCAAGCCACUUCAUUGGUGUACAUCUUCCCUUCAUCCCUCAGCCAAGCUGUGUCAACGCGUGUUGGGAAUACACUGGGAGCCGGUGAGCCCUACAGGGCAAGGUUUUCAUCCUUCACAGCACUGGGUUGCUCGGUUCUCACUAGCCUCCUGGCCCUCCUGUUCAUGACCAUGGCGAGGAACACAUGGGGCCAUAUAUUCACCGACGACAACGCCAUCCUGUCCCUCACAGCAGCUGCCCUCCCCAUUGUGGGGUUAUGCGAGCUCGGUAACUGCCCCCAGACCACUGGGUGCGGGGCACUGAGGGGUAGCGCGAGGCCGUCCCUCGGAGCGAGUGUGAACCUCUUCUCGUUCUACGUGGUCGGGCUACCGGUGGCAGCCAUGAUGGGCUUCGCGAUGCAUAAGGGCCUCCUGGGCCUCUGGUUGGGCCUCCUGGCAGCCCAGAUCGCGUGUGCAGCAGUGAUGAUUGUGGUGCUGACAAGGACUGAUUGGGAAACAGAGGCGGAGCGAGCGCGCGAGCUGACGGGCACCGACCCGGAAAGCGGACGGCCCAAGUGACGAUCUUUGAUCGGUUGUAACAGCUUGCAAAUAUGGUGAAUAAUAGAGCUAACAUAUCAGGCAUAUGCAUAACUAUAAACUCUCUUUUCCCCAUAUGUAGUUGGGACAAGAAACAAAAAGAGUUUAGAAUAAAGGCCAUCUUGAUUGGGCCUUUUGUAGGUCUGAUAGAAUAAUUAGGACCACAGCCUUUGGGCUCUAUGGCCCAUUGGCUGAUGGAAAAACCAUCUACUGGUCCAUUGCUGUAAGUCUUAGCUCUAGAUUGAGAUGUUUGCC